UGUUUGAAAUGGGCCAGAAAUGUUAUCAUUUUUGUGUUCAUAACUUCAGAAAAUACCAUGAAAGUGUUACAAUGCCAUAAAAAUCCUUCAUUUGUGUGAAGUAUAGCAUAGAUCACCCAUUGCAUUGUUAAUUUUUGAAGUUCUAAAAUGUUUCAGCUGAUGUAAUAUUUGUUUGGAAAAAACUCCUCACUGAAGGAUUUUAUGAUAUUCCAUCUUAUUAAAACAAUUCAAGUGCAAACUCUAGUCUGAACUGCUUUUCACUUCUGGGUUUGCAAUAGAGGCAACCCUGGUGAUGUUCUGUUGGUACAGGAAUUUAACUGUUUGAAUAAGUUUAAAAUAAAUAAUAAAGCAUUAAAUGAGCUAGAAAUGUCUCCAGAAGGAGUUUUUCUGGAUUUUUAGUUCCUUUCCUGAAAUACCUGUCCUUACCAAAAUGUCUGUUUUCACUGUGUCCUGAAAUCCUGGGACCAAAAGAGCCUGAGGAUGGAACCUCCUAUUUUGAGAGUCAAGUGCCGGUGGAAUGUUAUGCACAGCUUUUAUAUAAAUGAAACAAAAAGUUUUCAACCAAAAGUUGUUUCAUUGCUGCUUUUUGAUCUGUAGGUAAUGGAAAAGGAGGUGAAUCUAUUUAUGGUGGCUAUUUCAAAGAGAAUGUGGUCUUUUGCAAAAUGAAAAGGUAAGAGACAAAAGCUCAGUAACACAAAUUCAAACUCUGUUCCCUUGUCCCCUCCCUAGUAAAUUAUAUGUAGACAACUGCUAAGUCCCUUUGUAGAUGGAUAUCUGUGUUGCUUGGAGAAAUAAAGAGUUCUGUGUCUAACCUUUCUGAGGGUUCAUGACUUAUUCUGAGAGAAAAUCCACAUAAUUCCAGCUCUAAACAGUGAUUUCUUCUUUUGUUAAUGUCCCUUUUCCUCCCCUUCCCUACUCAAGGUUUGUAUGCUUAGGGUUUAUUUCUGACUUUAUUUAUAUGCUACACAAGUCAUUUUCCUUGCAAAGAAUUGAGAAAUAAAUGUACAAUUACCUCUUGUAAAAAUCUGUUGGAAGGAAAAUGGUGAGUUUUUAAAUUAUUUGUUUAAAGACAUAGAAUUAUUUCUUUAAAAAACCAGGUGGUUACUGCAAUAUUCAAGUGUUAAGACAGUGAAUAUAUUUAUUUACAGCUUCUGGUUCUGUGUGUGGUUAGAUGCAUGAAACUAAGUUUCUCUUAAAAAAGAGACACAGUUUGAUGUGGGACUAUUGAAGUUUUUAGUCAAGGAAAAGCUUGAACAGAUCCAUUUACUAAGAAGUUACUCAGGGUUUGUUUCUCAUGGUGAGUGCUAAAUAUGCAGGAUUGUGUUUUGAUAUGUGAUCUAAAAAUUAAUAGCUUUGUACAUUCAAAUUGGUAUUUUUAUCUUUGGAAAUGAGCUGGAGAAGAUCUGGUUUUAUAUUCUGCUGUACAGCCAGAACUCCUCUUUAAUUCACUGCAAUAUAAAAUGCAUGUUCUGUUUAUUCUUAGUUGCUUUUAUAUUUAGAUUCAGAUACAGAGAGGUUUUUUCCCUUCUAUGCUUUGAGACUUCCACUUUUGAGUGUAGAAGUGGCAUUUUUAGUGUGCCAUACCAGGGAAAUAAUCAGCUUUUUCUCCUGACCUUUCUACCUGGAGUGUCAAUAACAGCAUCAUGUGUGUUAAUUCCUGUUUUAGAAUGUCAAUAAUUCUGCCAACCUUGUUCUUACCCAAAUAACUCAGGAUUUAAAUCCAUUCUCUAAUGUUUAUUGAAGACACUCAUAAUGGCUUGAAUUAUUUUUAAUUAGAAAUGUUUGCACUAUAUCGACACCAUUUUAAGAACCAAAGUUUUGUCUCAACUGUAAUUUGAAGAGACUUGUUUAAACCUGAUUGUUGUUUUUCCUCCAACCUGUUCCUGUUUCUCCAGCAGCAGCAGAAUUUCUCCUUAGAGCAUCCAUAAGUUACUAAGAAAACAACCUGCCUCCCUUGCCAGGGAAAAUCUGACAAACAUAUUUUUUCUUCAAACAGAUGAAAACUUUAUUCUCAAACAUGACAGAGCGUUCCUUUUGUCAAUGGCAAACCGAGGGAAACAUACCAAUGGUUCCCAAUUUUUCAUAACAACAAAACCUGCUCCUCAUCUCGAUGGUGUGCACGUUGUCUUUGGGCUGGUUAUUUCUGGGUUUGAAGUCAUAGAACAGAUAGAAAAUCUCAAAACCGACACCGCCAGCAGGCCCUACGCAGACGUGCGAGUCAUUGACUGCGGGGUGCUGGUCACCAGCUCAGCCAAGGAUGCUUUGGAGAAGAAGAAGAAAGUUUGCUCUGACUCAGAAGCCUCAGAGUCCUCUUCCAGUGCAUCCAGCUCUUCAGAAUCCUCCUCUGAGAGUGAGGCUGAGAACGAAAGGAGCAGGAGGAAAAAGAGGAAAAGAAGAGCUAAAACCAAACAGUCCAGGAAACGAAGGAAGGAGGAGAGGAAGAAGGAGGAUCCAAGGUGCAAGCGAACCUCAAGCCAAAGACGCAGCCUUUCUGACAAGAGCGAUGUCGCAGACAAAGUCGACCUUAGCACCAAGCGGGACAAGCCCGUGGUACGUCCUGAGGAAAUCCCCCCAGUGCCUGAAAAUAGAUUUUUGCUCAGAAGAGAUGUGCCUGUUGUCAAUGUAGAGCCUGAACCGAAGCUUCUUGAUGCUGCACCAGUUCUGACUGACCAGAAACCAUCAGUCUCUAAAUCUGGACGAAAAAUUAAAGGAAGAGGCACAAUACGCUAUCACACCCCGCCGCGGUCGCGCUCCUGCUCCGAGUCGGACGAUGAGGAGAGCAGCGAGACCCCUCCCCACUGGAAGGAGGAGAUGCAGAGGCUGCGGACGUACCGAGCCCCCAGCGGGGAGAAGUGGAGCAAAGGAGACAAGUUGAGUGACCCCUGUACCAGCAGAUGGGAUGAGAGGAGUGCAUCCCGAAGAUCCAGGUCUUGGUCCCAUAACGGUUAUGCUGAUCUGAGCACUGUGAGAUACUCCAGCCAUCACAAGAAGCACAGGAAAGAGAAGAAGAAGGUGAAACAUAAAAAGAAAUCUAAAAAGCAGAAGCACUUCAAGAAGCACAAGCAAACAAAGAAAAAGAAGACAUCAGCCUCAUCAGAUGUAGAAUCCUCUCAUUCCUUCCACAGGAGGACAAAAUCAUCCUGUGAUCGUGAGAGGAAAUCUCGUUCUUCCUCAUUGUCUUCCAGGCGUUCAUCCAGGAGGGACUGGUCUAAAUCUGAUAAGGAAGACCAGAGCUUGUCAUCUUUAUCAAGCAGAGGGUCUCGAUCGUACUACAGGUCCAGAUCCAGGUCUAGAUCUAAAUCAAGAUCUUACUCCAGAAGAAGUUCUAGAUCAAGAUCAGCCUCUAAAUCAUCGCGAUCUCGAAGUAGGUCACGGUCAAGUUCUAACCCCAGGCAGCAAAAGACUGUUCCCAAUUCUCCACGGAAUAUUUCAGCACGGUUAAAUGACACUAAGCUGACCAAGACUGCUGAGCCUGUCCGAGCAGUGAUCCUGCCCAGUGACAAGGUUAUUGUGCCACCAGUUGUCCCAGAAAACCUCCCUGUCAUACCCUUAAGUGACAGUCCCCCACCUUCAAGAUGGAAACCUGGGCAGAAACCUUGGAAGCCAUCAUAUGAGCGCAUUCAGGAGAUGAAAGCUAAAACAACCCACUUAAUUCCCACCCAAACUAAUUACAAUUUAGUGGUGGUUAAGGAGGCCAACACUUCUUCCUCCUAUCGCAAGCAGGAGAGGAGCUCUGAGAGCGAUCGGAGCGGUUAUUCCAAAGGCCGCAGCGACAGGAGCUCGGAGAGCUGGCCCAGGUCCAGGAGCAGAUCCUCUCGAAGCCGCUCCUACUCAAGAUCUUACUCAAGGUCUAGAAGCCCAUCGAGCUCCAGGACAAAAUCCCCUUCUUCUGGCAGGUCACCGUCCCCCAGUAAAUACCGCAGUGACAGGUCGGGGUACAGCGAGUCCACGUCCGACUAUUCCCUCAGCGAUGAGGACCGGCACAGGAGCAAAAGGAAAUCCACAUCCAGCGAUCCCAAAGCUCGGGGCCUCAAACCGAGGCAGGAAACGAGCUCUGAUAGCACUUUGCCUUACAAGCAUCCAAAGGACUACGAUGAGUCUUCCCAAGGGUUGAAGGAGAGUGACAGUUUGUCAUCCUCAGACUUGUCCUCCGACAGUGAGCGCUCUGCCAAAGCCAAAGCAGUCCAAGAAAAAGAAGGCCGCUUUCCAUUAGAAGGGGAUGCUGAGAAACAGGAUAAAAAUAGCUUAAGUUGUGAGAGAGAGGAGGAGAAAGGCAAAGGUGAGCGGGAUUCUGAUCACUCCAAAAAGAAAGCAGCUAAGGAGAAAUGCUCGGAGCAGCCCAGAGGUGGUGCAAAAACAAAACGCAAAUCCUACUCAGGUAGCAAAUGGGACUCAGAGUCCAACUCUGAAAGAGGAGAGGCAAAACAUAACAGGGGAGAUUCCAAACCCUCCUCUGGGAAAGAAGAAGGAGAGGCCACCUCAGGGUCUGACACAGAGCUUAGUGUUACCAAAAGGAUAAAAAAACAAUCCAAUUCCUCAGAGGGCUUUUUGGGUUCUGACUGCACGUGGAAGACAAGCAAACAGUUGUCAUCUUCUGAGUCUGAGAGUUCUUGUUCCAGCUCAGCAGACACUCGAAGCAAGUUGAAAAAACACAAACAUGGGUUGAAAAAGACUCCUAAAAAAUCACAUUCCAAAAAAGCAAAAGAAAAAUCGAAAGGCAAAAAGGAGAAAAAACACAAAGUCCAGAAAAGAAAAGAAAUGUUUCAUUGGCAGCCCCCCCUUGAGUUUGGGGAAGAAGAGGAUGAUGAGAUAAAUGACAAGCUGGUUACCAAGGAUGAUAAAAAAGAAAAGCAGCUUAGCAGGGACAUAAAGGAUAAAAAACAAGUUUAUGAAAAGGAUGAAAUAGUCACAGAUAAAAUGGGAAAUGGUGAAAAGUCAUGUGUGAAUGAAAACCUUUUAGAUAAAAACACCACAUGUGGGACCUCGCCAGAUCGCAGCAACCUUAAUAAAGAGCCCAUUGAAACAAGCACUUCAACUGAUAUUUUAAACUCAGGAAUAAACGUGGCUGCCUGCAAGAGUGAGAUUAAACAAGUUGAAGAAAAUAACCAGAAUGGGCUGGAAGAUGUUAUUCAGACAGAUGACAACAUGGACAUUUGUACUCCGGAUCGUAACUCGCCAGGGAAGGUGGAUGUGGAUGUUUUGUCUCCUGUCAUUCUCACUGCUAAACCUUUAAGUGCUGGUGUAAAAAAAGAAUUACAGGUUGAGACCCCUGAGCAAGAUGCUGUCAAACUGGGAAACAACACAAGAGACUUUAAUAUUAAUAAAGAAGAAAAAGAAACGGGAAGGCAAGAAAAUAACUCUGCCCCUGUGUCUGGUGCUAAAGACAUUAGUUUAAAAAGUGAAAUUUCUGAAAAUACACCAAGCAAUAUGAUAGACAAUAAAUGGAAGCCUUUGCAAGGUGUUGGUAACUUAAAACCAGCAACAAUCAGUACGACCACAGAGGUUAAAAAUGUAGCAUCAGCCCCAGAGCCUAAACCAGCAGGUUUAAGAAUUGAAAUAAAAGCAAAAAAUAAAGUAAGGCCUGGGUCUCUCUUUGAUGAAGUGAGGAAAACAGCCCGGCUAAAUCGUCGGCCAAGGAACCAAGAAAGUUCCAGUGAGGAGGAAUCUCCGAGCAGAGAUGACAACAGCCCUUCCAGGAGUCUCAGCAGGUCACGAAGUAAAUCUGAGUCUAAAUCCAGACACAGAACCAGGUCCAUAUCCUACAGUCACUCGAGAAGUCGAUCCCGAAGUUCUACAUAUUCGUACAGGUCCAGGAGUUACUCGAGGAGCCGGAGCCGGGGCUGGUACAGCCGAGAUCGCUCCAGGAGCCGGAGUAGUUCCUACCACAGCUACAAGAGCCGUAGCCGGAGCUACAGCAGGAGCCGAUCCAGGAGCAGUUCCUAUGGGCACCACAGUCGAUCCAGCAGGUCCUACACCUAUGACAGUUACUACAGCAGGAGUCGGAGCAGGAGCAAGAGGAGCGACAGCUACCGGAGAUCUCGGAGCUACGACCGGAGAUCCAGAUCCUACGGCUCCGACAGCGACAGCGAUCGCAGCUACUCCAACAACAGGAGCCCCAGUGAGAGCAGCAGAUACAGCUGAGAAUGUUCCUUGGAGGAUGGAAACUCUGCUCCACAAUUUUUUCAGUGUUAUACUCAAAAAAACUCUUCUGACAGUGUCACAAGUGAAGGUUGUUUGCUGAAUUAGCUGAAACUUUCCCGUUAAACAGUGAAUUCAGCUCUGCUUACAGAGAGAAGGACUGAGCUCGACAGCUGAUGUUAUUUUUUAUUUUUUUUAUGUCAAAUGCAACUUUUACAAAAUAAUAAUAAAAAAGCCCAGUUUGGUUUCCUUGAAUCAGCUUUUCCAAGCCAUGUAUUACACUUAGGUGAAUUGCUGCUGCCACUUUUUGGGUGCAGCAGUCAGGACUGUCUUCAAGUCUGUUUAUAAACACCUUAGGAAAGAUGUGCUAGCAACUAUUAAACUGUGAAGUCAAUUUCUUAAAAAGGCUGCCAUUUCUAGUUGAUGAAAAUGCUUUUUUAUUGCUGGAAGCUGUUUCCAUUCUGUCUUGAUUGUUGAUUAUUGCAUUCUGUACAGGAUAUAGGUGAGGAAAACAAAGCCUGCCACUCUGUCUUAAUCCCUCCUGAGCUGUGGUGUUCUGGAAUUCUGCUGGAAAAGGUGAGCUGAUGCCCAGUGGGAAUUGUCAAACUGACAAGCAGUGAGCAAAAGUGUGAUGAAUGAGUUUGGAGCUUAAUAUCCAACCUGACUAAACUUUUUAUGUUUUAAAGAGGAAUUUUGUGAUAAACAGCAAUGUCCUUCAGAGACUAAAAAUGUGUUUCCAAACACUUCCUGACUUUGGUUUUCAGUUCCUAUUACAGUGCUUGGCAUCCUUCAACACAUUUUGAAUGUUGUAAACCAUGAAUGUGUCCUGAGUUUGUCCAAAGCACUCUUUCAAACACUGACAUGAUGAUAAUUUUUUGAGAAAACCAGCCAUAAAGGUUCCUUUAUAAAACCUCCUUUAUAAAGAAAACCUCUAUCCCAUUCACCAUAGGGAAUAUCAGAUACUGAUAUUGCAGAUAUUGAAUUAUAUCUUGUUAAAGCAGGACUACAGAAAUACUGGGAUGCCUCAUAAAAAGCAUGAACAAUACCUUCAAAGUAAAGUUUAGUACCAAAAAUUACUCUCAAGUUCCAGGCAAAUUGCUUGCAAAAAUAUAAAUAGAUUCAAGCUGAAGACCGUUGAGUAAUUCUUGCAAUAUUCUGAUUCAGUUGAUUUAAAAUAAUCUGUAAAGUUUUUGAGGGGAAUUGAGAAAGUUGUGUUCUGAGAACCAGAUUUUUUAAUGGCAUAAUGUAACCUAAAAAUUGAGGUCUGUGGUGACAAAACCAACAUGGUUUAAUUAGAGUUAAUGAGCACUGUUGUACCAUAACAGUUUCCAUUAAUGAUUUUCUGUAAUAUCUGGACAUGCUUUCAUUUGCUCAUUUUCAAAUACAGGAAAUUGUUUUUCUUAAUCUCAUCAGGACCCAGUAGCUUUGACAAUUAAAAGCAGUAAUAUUUUGCUGAGGCAUCAAUUCCUUCUCUCUUUGAUUGAAUUAAGCUCCCCCAAAUUUGAUGAUUUUUUUAUUUUGUACACUUAUGAAAAGCAAGUUCAAAGGGAGAUGGUGAUGAUUCCCUCCAUUUCUGUCCACCCACAGCACAUUCCUGAUUUUGAAUUGGCCAUGGAGGUUUUUCACUUUUCUAGAAGUACCCAAAACUCUGCUCUUACCCCCUUUCCUACACUUAAGAAUUUAGUGACAAAGCGUUUGCAUGCAACCUUUCCACCCUUUGGUAAACUUUUUAUGCUUUUUAGCAUUAAAUACAUUUAAUACCCAAGUCAGGAUACAUUUACAAACAUGUUUCUAACAGCAGCAGCCAUCUCAGAGUCCUGAACAAAUAUUUCAGUGAUAUUUGUUGUAGUUUCAUCAUUUUCAGUACAGCUGUAACUUUUUCCCCUUUCUAAGAAAAUAGAACUAGAGGGUUCAUGGUGUUAUGAAAUACACAAAUAUAACCAUUACUAGUGAAAAUAUUGGUCCAGGAUCAGAUUUUUAUCAUAUUUCAGCUCUGAUUUGACUUUUUAAGGCCAGGUCAAACAAUUAACUGUAGUUAUCAAAAGUUACUGCACUGUCACUAAGUCUUUCAUAUCUUUAGUCAAAAGUUUAUAAAGAAAUUCCAUCAGGUAGAGAAUGGUUGGGGAGGGGUUGAGGCAAGGGCUGGGGGUAUUUUUACUUAGUGAAAUCUAUUAAAUUGUGCUUCAGAUGGAAAAUGUCCCCCUGAGCUGGUUUUCUAACGCUGCUCUAUGUUUUUGCAAUUUUGUUAUUCCAAAGUAGUUGCUGUUUGUAAAAUAAACUUUUGUACAUAUCUGCAAAUGCUGUUUUCUCUACAUCUGGAAAAAUCCCUGGUGCUGCUCGAAGGAAAGAGGCAGGAAAAUUAAAACUGCACUUUCAGAAUCCACUUUUGUUCCUUGCAAGACUCAGACACGAAGUUGCUUUUCCUUUUCUU
This is a messenger RNA of Camarhynchus parvulus, 8569 nucleotides long. It is a transcript of the gene NKTR, whose product is annotated as natural killer cell triggering receptor. Gene Ontology annotation, cellular component: nucleus. The transcript has 13 exons. The coding region runs from base 2041 to 6141 and encodes 1366 amino acids. The record is from RefSeq and is a predicted model, not a curated record. Gene Ontology annotation, molecular function: peptidyl-prolyl cis-trans isomerase activity. Gene Ontology annotation, biological process: protein peptidyl-prolyl isomerization; protein folding. NCBI's taxonomy places the organism in Eukaryota, Metazoa, Chordata, Aves, Passeriformes, Thraupidae.